Paramuricea clavata is the source of this 6771-nucleotide messenger RNA. NCBI's taxonomy places the organism in Eukaryota, Metazoa, Cnidaria, Anthozoa, Malacalcyonacea, Plexauridae. The record is from the annotation of a GenBank genome assembly.
CAUACCUAACAAUUGGUGGGUAUAUAGCCCGCAUGUUUGACCAGCGUCAGUCAAUAAUCAAUAUAGUAUAACCAUGCCACUUUGUUUUGUAAAUUUUUAAUAAUAUAUUUGGAUAAAAAUAUACAUUGUAGGUCUUGUAGUGUCCAGAAACACAAACACUUAGAGUGGAAAAGAGCUAUUGGUUGAAAGGAAGAGGAACACUACUUUACAAGGUAAAAUAGCGACUAAAAUAUGAACAGAUUGAUCGCAAAAAUUCGCGAUUACCCAUAUAAUUUACGUUUUCGUAGCCCCUUUGCAUUGUGGUUUAUAGUGAUAUCACUGAUAAAGAUAGCGGCCUCGAAUGAAAAUAUUUGCGGAUAUUUUGCUGUUGGCUAUCGCGCACGGCGCACCAGACCCUAGCUUUUUUAAAAAGUUCUUUCACGCAUCAGGACAAAAAAAAUAAGCCAUCUUGAAUAUCAGUGAUACCACUAUAACCACAAUGCAAAGCACUAUGAAAACGUAAUAAGGGGAAUCACGAAUUGACAUAAUCAGGUCACUUUGGUCGAAUCCUCCAUAAUUUGAAUGCCGUGGUUUAAAUAUAGGGCUGCAAAUUACUGUCGGACAUCGGACAACAUCCGACUAAUGCACCUAUCAAUAUUAAUCCUGGGGGGUAAGGGUGCGGGCAAUGGGUGGGGAUUUGAUAAUGAAUUCCAUCCCCACAGACAGGCAUUUGACAAAGAUUUUUUGCCUGGGUGCGGGCGAUUUGCCAUUCAACAUAAUUCAAUAUGCGAUUUCAGUACGAAACCUGGAGCCUAGAAUCAAGAAAACCGGAAGUCCGGAAACUUAUUAUCUUUUAUUUCCUCAUCCGCUUCUGUCUUCUGGCCUUUUGGAAUUUGAAUACAGUACACAGUCUGGAUUCUGGAGAUAAAAUUUACAAUGCCCAGACGUUUUUUGUGGCUCUUUAUAUUAGUAAAUGUUUAAAUAUUUUGCCUCGAUCUAUCCCUUGGGUGCAUCUGUUUUGAAACAUUUGACUAUCUUAGAAUAUAAAUAAAAUUGUUAUACAUUCAAACUUUAUUCUUCUGUAUGGUUGGUCAAAAUUCCCAGGAUAAUUCUCAUUAGUAUUUUUGCACAAGUGAACAUAACAAAUCCGACAACCUGAUUGGUCAAAUUUGACAUAUUAAGCUGUUACAGGUGAAUGUAACAAAACUGAAAUUUUCAAAAUGGCAGCUAGCCAUUUUGUGGACGUUUACUAAUAAAGAAAUAAGCGAAAUUAAAAUAAAUUCAGUACCAAAUAACACAAAAGACUUGUGUAAAAGUACUAAAACAAUUAUUCACCUCAGGCUCAGUGAUUAUAGGGGAAUAUUCACCUCCACUUCGUCUCGGCGAUUAUUGCCCGAUAAUCACCUCACCUUCGGUGAAUAAUUGUUAAAUAUCUGGUAGCUGACACACUAUUUCCACUGCAGACAUGAUCAGUGAGCUAUCUUUUUUGGACACACUGUUGCUUUGGUGGUGCAAUCAUCAGAGUACCUUUCACCUCUGAGAAUUGUGCGUUCGAUUCUUGCUGCGGACUUGUGACACUUAUGUCAAAAGAGACAGUGAAUGCUCAACAAAAGUCACAGGUUUUCUAGACACUGUCAUGCCCAAAAAUCCCAAUAUUUAUGUAUCUACCUUUCCAAGAUAUCACCUUAGUUAUAUGUACAUGAACUUGCAGUAUGUUAGAGCUCGACAACUGGACUCUGUAGAUUUGCUGGUUAGAGUGCUGCGCCAGAAUCGCAGGGUCACAGAUUUGAUUUCUGCCAGAGGGCCGAAGGUCUAGUAAAUAAAAUUUACACUCAAAAUUUCCAAUUAGAAAAUCAUUCAAUGUUAGUUCAACACAUCUUUGCAUGUCAAAUUUUAUGGCAUCUCGGGCUACACUUUGGCACCUGGAAGUCUUUUGUGCCAUCUGGCAUCUUGUUUAUUUUCAUGUCAGAUUUUUGUGAAGUACUGCCAUGUUAAAGCAUAUAGUUUUGUGGAUGACCCGUUUUUGUAUCCUGCACUGUCAAGAAUGCAAAGUAAACAAAUGUUUGUAGAACUCAACAUAUUAACGCAGUUUAUCUCAUCAAAUUCCAUUCAAAUCUCGUUCUAAUGUUAGAAAAAAGUAAAAAACCAGUGGAACAUCCAGAAAACAAAAACUUUGAUGAUAUUUUAAUAUUUCUGUUUGAAUACCACCAUAACACGAUUUUGACAAACAAAAACCGCCUCACCCUAUUCUUUGUACACUAUAGUUAGGAAAUCAAGAGGAUCAGACAAAAUUAUGAGGGCUGCUGCCUUAGUUCAUCCUACCCCUUGAUUCCCCUUCAAUGUAGUUUUGAAUUUAGAGUUUCCUUAAUAUUGCAAGAGUUACAUUGUGAGCAAUUAUGUGAUUUUCGUUGGGCAUAGUCGUACUUGACGCAGCCAGGUUGCUAGUAAGUGCUGUCCUUCAAAUUCCUCCGUGUCAAACUACUACAGUAUUUUCUAAUCAUCUUUCUUCAACCGCAUAGUUAAACCCUGGAACAGAGUGUGUAAGGACACUUUCUCCAGUCCCAUUACUUUUACAACCUUUCAUAAGCGUAACUAUAAUCUCAUCUUCUUCAGACAGUCUAUGAUGAUGAUUUGUCAUGUAUGUGGUCCUGUUUGUAUGUCUAUGUAUAAUGUUUUAGUAUACAUGAGUAUAUUGUAGUAAUAUCUUGGCAGGUGCAUUGCAUGGGUCCUUUUUCAAGAGUCCCAUUUGUACCUUGCCUUUUUAGUGUCAAGUUUCUUCGAAACUUGACAAGUAUUGUGAUGAGUGGGGGAAAAUUCAUAUGAGUCAGGGAUCAGGCAUAAUAGUGUAAACUUUCCGGGGGGUGUAUACGAUAUAUGUUCGUAGUGAUUUAUUGUACUUAGUCAGUGCUUUGAAGGUUAUUUAGGCAAUUUCAGUUGCCUUAUUUAAAUAUUCUUUUGUCCUUUUGCCAAGUUCACAAAAAGUUUGAGGAGUGGUUGUCGUUAUUGUAAUUUUUUUGUAAAUUUUAUAACAUUCGCUUCUCAUGUUGUGUAAAAGAUCUUUACCCCGGAACACUCGAUUUUUUCUUUAGCAGCGCAAAUGCGCAUGCGCUAUCAAACCGUAGAUGACCUACGAUGACGUGACGACGCUAGGAAGGAGCGACACAGUGUUGUUUUCAAAUGUAUACACAUUUCAGAUAUGGAUGUGAAUAUUGAGUAAAUCUUUGAGAGUCUACGCAAUAUAUAAAUUGAUGUUAUUCAUUACGGGCAUUCAGUCAAGUACCGAUAUUACUUAGACGGUAUAUUCAUUAUACAGAGCUAAGAACUAAGGAGCUAGAUAGUGCUUUUUUCCAAAUGUAUAUAAAACAUUUCAGACCUAAUUAUAAAUAUUGAGAAAAUCUUCGAAGUGCCGAUAUUAUUUUGACGGUAUAUUCAUUAUACAGAGCUAGGAAGGAGCGAGACAGCGUUGUUUUCAGACCGAUGAAUAUUGAUAAAAUCUUUGAGAUGCUACGUAAUCUAUAAAUUGAUGUUGUGCAUUUAUACCGGACGGCAUUCAAUUUAUAAGUGCCGAUAUUAUUUAGUCGUAUAUUCAUUAUACAUCGAAUGUAAAGGUGUAACACUGCUACACCACAGAAUAGGUCACUCAGUACGAAGAGCAAAACAUUGCAUCAGAUCAGUAGAGCAUAAAUAACUAUCAAACAGAAGUAGUGUUUGUAUAUCAUUGUAUGGCGUUUGCUAUCCAACGUGUACAGUCACGGGCCUUGUUCACAUGUCUGGCACAACGGUGCAAACUGGUGUUCAAUGGCACAAUGCAACAUUCAAAUGCAACGAGAACAUCACCAGAUCUUACGAGAAUCUAUCUGUAUCAAAGCUUUAUCAAAACUGCUAUAAACUCUGCUGUAACUGUGAAAUUAUUGACAUCUAAAGAGACAUUAUUGAAUACUUGCGGAAAGCUGAAAAUGACUCGUAUAAAAAAAACAACCUGAUCUUGGCCUUGGGAAUAUAAAGUCAAAGGUCAUUGAGACUUGUUAUUGAGAAACAUGUCACAAUUAAGUUAAAAUGCGGAAAGCGGAUGCGGAACCUAGCGGAUCCAUGGAGCGGGUGCGGAACGGAUAUAGGGAUAAAAUGCGUCAUUUAAAUGAAUUUUUUCGCCUCAUUUUUAUGUGUUUGUGUUUUGGAUUUAUGUUUUUGUAAUGGGAUGCAACGUCAUAUUAACUACAGUGUGUCCCCAAAAAAGUACCCUUAUAACAAUAGGAUAGAUACUUUCUAUAGAGGGUACUUUUUUGGGGCACACUGUAGUUAUACAGCUAUUUCAAUUGUGUCACUGAGACAAUAGUUAAAUGUGCAAUAUGUGCGCUGAUAGUUUUAAAUAAGUUUAGUAUAUCAGUAGCCUCAUGGGGAUACUUUCAGCGACAGCUCCCAAUGCAAUUGUAGUUUUAGAAUAUACAAAAUUUGGUUGCUGGUGAAAGAAUUUAAAUUUCGAGUUGUCUCGUGUAGCAUCAAAAUAAAUAAAUAAAUUGUACCAGUUCCACGAGGCACGGUGAAGGAAGUGACAAUGAAUUGUUUCUCUCGUAAAAACCUUGUUCUAAUCCACAUUUUUGAGUAACGUGCAGGGUUGGUAUGUUAGAUGAAGAAUUAGGCCAAAUCGUAUUAGUGCCGUUAUUGAAAACAAAUAAAACAAAAAAAACAAAACACGCUAAGACAAAAAAAAAACAAAGGCCUAACGUAACGUUGUGAAAUCUAUUAACCCGUUAGACCUUACGCAGUUCUUCCCGAUCUUAUUCAAUUUGAAACUUUACACUAUCCUUGGAUCCCUAGUUUGAUCUUCAAGUUAUUAAUUCUUAUGUGACUGUAUUGAUAAUAUAAUGUAUGUAUUAUUGAUCCAAAUAAAAUUUGUGAAAUUGUCUUCCAGAUUUGAAGAACCCUAUUCUAACUUUACAGGUCUUGCCUGGGUGUUCUGCGCCGUAUUGACCUUUCCCAUCGUUCUCACAUACCCAAGUCUCGCGACAUGGCUAGUGAAGAUUCCUCAAUUCCAAAUAAGAAGGUUGCAAACGAGAAAGAAGUUAUUGCAAAGGAGGAAAACAUGAUUGCAAUAACCAAGGAGCAAAUUGCAAUGGAAGAAGAAAGAAUUGCGACAGAAAAAGAGAAAAUUGCAAAGGAGAGCGAGAUGACUGAAAGACAAGAAUUGGAGAUUGCCAAAGAAAAAGGGAGAAUUGCUGAAGAAGAAAAUAAAAUUGCAAAACAAAAGAAGAAAAUUGCAAAAGAGAGGAAAAGAAUUGCAAUGGAGCAAGAGAAGAUAGCAAAACUGAAAGAAACAUUUGAAAAAAGAAACGAGAAUAUAACCGAGGAGAAAGAAAAAAAUGCAGGAGGCGAAGGUGAGUUUGCGAAAGAGAAACAAACAGUUGGAAACGAAGACGAGCAUGUUACAAACAAGUAUGAAGAAGUUGCAAUGCCAAUGGAAAAAGACAAGGCUGCCGAAGAGAGCAAAAAUAUAUCCUGUGGUCGAAGGCCUUAUAAAUGCGAUGUGUGCAAAAAAUCAUAUUCCAAAUCGCAACACUUGAACCGCCAUUUGCUAACACAUUCGAAAGACAAGCCAUUCAGGUGUGAAACUUGCUCUGGAACAUUUUACACAGACUAUGACUUAAAAAAACACGAAAUAAUACAUAGUGAAGAAAGAAAUUACAGAUGCAAUGUUUGUGAUAAAACAUUUAAACUGCCUAGAAACCUUCUCUGCCAUAGCAGAACACAUACUGGAUUUAAACCCCACCAGUGCGAUAUCUGUGAGCUGGCUUUCUCAGAUGCCCGAAGCUUGGUAGCUCAUCAGUGGAAACAUUCUGGGGGAGUUCCUUAUAAAUGUGAUGUUUGUGAGAAGUCCUUUUACUGGAAACGCAGCCUAGUGGACCACAAAAGAAUACAUACGGGGGAAAGACCUUACGAAUGCACCACAUGUAGCAAGACAUUUAUUCGAUCUGGUGAUCUGAUAUCCCAUAUAGUAUCACACACGGGAGAGAGAAAGUUUCAUUGCGACGAGUGCGGGAGGUCGUUUAUGCGUUCGCAUCAUUUAACACGUCACAAGAAAUCGCACUCGGGAGAACGACCGUUCAAAUGUGAAGAAUGUGAAAAGGCGUUUUUCCAAUCCUGGGAAUUAAAAAAACACAUCCAGACACACAGCGUCAGUAAACCAGUUAAAAUUAGCACGAAGGUAUUUCAAAAAUCAUCACGUCGUAAAGCGAAAACCAAUGAAACGCAUAUUUUUAGGUGCGAUGCAUGUGAAGAGUCAUUUGCUUCAUCCUCCAUUCUAUUUGCUCACAAAAUGACGCACGAAGAACAGAAAGAUUUUGAAUCUUCUAAAUGUACAGUUGAAUCGUCUGCUGGUGACAUUAGUGUUGACUAGAAAACAUUAAUAAUAAUUAGCUAAACUGUAUGAAGUUUGACUAAUAAUGAGAUGGAGUAAUCAAAUUUGGAGACGUUUCAAGUAUGCAGGUGCACAUAUAUAUACAUAAACAUAAACGUUUUAAAAAUCCAUUUUAGUAAAACAUAAACUUUUAACUAAAAUGGAUUUUUAAAACAAGAAUUUAAUUUAGCAUUUAGAAUUCUUCCACCUUUGUAAUCCCAGUGGUAAUUAAAGUAUAACCAGCUUGCUCAUAUCAGUCAUAUGUAUUAAUUACAGAUCAAGACAUCAAUAUAAGUAUUGAAAUGAUUAUGUCCAGUUAUAUGGUAUUUAAAAUCUCUUUAUUUCAGGAUUAUUUUACUAAUAAAGCACUAAGCAUACUUUUUAAGUUGCUUUGCCGAUAG